Brugia pahangi is the source of this 453-nucleotide messenger RNA. Lineage: Eukaryota; Metazoa; Nematoda; Chromadorea; Rhabditida; Onchocercidae. The record is from the annotation of a GenBank genome assembly.
AUGGUCACGAAAAAUUACAACGAAUAUGUAACACAUAGGAAAACGCAUCAACCCUUCACCUAUGAAUGUAGAGUGCCCGGUUGUGGGCGGACAUUUGACCACAAAGCAUCAUUUUGCAAUCACAAGCAAACGCAUAAACCUCAUCCUCAGUGCGAGUACUGUAACAAAUUCUUCACCUGCAAGAGUGGACUACAAAAUCACAAAAGGCGUUGCCAAACAAAGUCUUGCGAACGAAAAAGCUACGAAUGCCUUUACCCCGGGUGUGCUGUGAUCGCAAAAAGUUACAACGAAUAUGUAACACAUAGGAAAACACACGGUCAGCCCUUCAUCUAUGAAUGCAAAGUAGCCGGUUGUGGACGAACAUUCGACUAUAAAUCAUCACUUUCCAGUCACAAGAAAACGCAUGAGCCUCGUCCUCGGUGUGAAUGCUUGGCAAAUUCUUUUACCGUAUGA